GAAGAGAAAGAAGUCUGUACACGGAAGUUAUUCCGGACUGUACAUGUAUGAGGUUUUUCCUUUCAGGAGUCUCUCCCUCUCUCUCUCUCGCUCUCUGUAAAUUACUUUUUCUUCCUCUGACGGUCCGUUAAACCGUAAUGGCGGUGAACGCUGCGGCGGUGUGUGUGAGGAGCCUGAACAGAUAGUGUGCAGGUAUCAGCGCACGGUGGAUCACCACAAGGGCCAAUGGACGCCAGGAGCUGAAGUGCAGCUGUUUUGACAGCUGGGUUGAGCCUCCAGUACCUGGUCUGUGAGUCUGACAGAGAAAGCUGCCGAGACCAGACAAGACCGAGCUCUGAACACUAGAGAGGGGUUUUGUUUUGUUUUGUUUUGUUUUGAGACAUUUAUCUACGUCUGUCAAAUUGCUUUUAAGGCGCCAUUGAAGGAAAGGAAGAAAGCGACCCACCGACCUCUGGCCAUGGCUUCUUCCCGGCUGAAGUACCUCUCUCUGGGCGUGCUGGUGUUCCAGACCACCUCCCUGGUGCUCACCAUGCGGUACUCCCGCACCCUGCAGGCCGAGGGCCCGCGGUAUCUGGCCUCCUCAGCUGUGGUGGUGGCCGAGGUCAUGAAGAUCCUCACGUGUGUGCUGCUUGUCUUCAAGGAACACAGUUAUAGCAUGCGAGCUCUGAACAGCAUCCUCCGUCAGGAAAUUGCCCACAAACCCAUGGAAACACUGAAGCUGGCGAUCCCCUCUGGGAUCUACACACUACAGAACAACCUGCUGUACGUCGCUCUGUCCAACCUGGACGCAGCCACCUACCAGGUGACAUACCAGCUGAAGAUCCUGACCACGGCUCUGUUCUCAGUGUCCAUGCUGGGCCGCAGGCUUGGCGUCUACCAGUGGCUCUCUUUGCUGAUUCUUAUGGCCGGAGUGGCUCUUGUGCAGUGGCCCUCUGAGUCUGCUGCGGCUCCGGAGAAGGAGGCCCUGUCUGCAGGAUCCCAGUUUGUAGGUGUGACAGCGGUUCUGGUGGCAUGCUGCUCCAGCGGCUUCGCUGGUGUUUACUUCGAGAAGAUCCUGAAGGAGAGCAAACAGAGUGUCUGGGUUCGCAACAUCCAGCUAGGGAUGUUUGGCCUUGUAUUUGGCCUUUUUGGGAUGCUGGCCUACGAUGGGGAGAGGGUGAAGGAGUCGGGAAUGUUCCAGGGUUACAACACAAUCACCUGGACUGUUGUAGCGCUGCAGGCGCUGGGUGGUCUGGUCAUUGCAGCGGUCAUCAAGUAUGCAGACAACAUCCUCAAGGGCUUUGCUACAUCGCUCUCCAUCAUCCUGUCAACUCUUAUAUCGUACUUCUGGCUGCAGGACUUCGACCCCACUGGCGUGUUCUUCCUGGGGGCCAUUUUGGUCAUCGUGGCCACUUUCCUGUACGGCUAUGAAGGCAAGCCGUCCCCCAACCCCAGCAGGGCGUAGGACACUCACGGCUGACACUACAGCAGCAGUAGGAGGUCUUAUUGACGCGUCGAGACGAGGAGGGACAAACUGAGGGGGACAAAAUGAGGGGAAAGGUCUUUAUCAUAUAUUGUGAUCGUGAGAAGGAGGAGCAGAGGAGUAGGAAGCGAGGAGGUAAGCAGGUUGGGAACAGAGGACAGGAAAAGGGAGCAAGCACAACGCUGUGAUAGGUCUCAAACACCAAAAGUGCCUCAGCUGGGAAGAGUAACCAGUGUGAAGAGAAAACUGUGGCAAAACAGGAUUGUAUGUUUUUCUUUUUUCCUAUAAUUUCUGCUGUAGAGAUAAUCUGAAGCUGAAGAGAUAUUCUCCACAGGACCGACUGAUUGUGUUCAUUUAGAACCCGUUUGACUGCCAGUCGCUGUUACUGCCACGUCAAUCACACCUAUACAAUAAAGAACUAAAGAGGCAGACAGGGAGGAGUUUCUAAAUCUUCUUCAAUACCACAUUUUUUAGACGUAGUGUGACUUUAGCCCAAACUGUUGGCUUGUUCACCUCGGAGUUGCAGUAUUUAAGGCUCUGACAGUCUUGAGUUGUCCCACUUUGGGCCUCUGAAAGCACAUUUAAGGCCUUUUUGCCCUUGAAUGAGUCUUCCCGGCCAUUGUUUACUCCAGAGCUGUGUACAAUACUGCAACAAGCUCUGACAGUCACAUGCUUUAGGUUGCAAAUGGUAAGGGUUGGCGUAGGGACCAUGGUUGGUGAGCUCUGCACCACAGGAGGGAUCUGUACACCGCUUAGGAGGCCUGUCUACCUGGGAGGCACAACUCGGGGCAAAAACUGAUCAGUUUUACAAGAGCCUUUAGACUAUAGUAGUUGACGUCACCAGAACUAGUGUUGUUAUCUAAAUUAUCAUCACCUUGAUUUGUUCAGCUAUUUUUGGAAACCAUUUUUGUUGCCAGGCAACAUAUAGUCACUGGGACAUCUUUGAUAACAUAUACAGAUCACUGUAUGACUCUGGUCCGUCUGUAAUCUGGGUGCGUGAAUAAAAGGCUUAAUUAAUCUGACUCUUCAGAGAUGCUGUUCAGGCUGAAACGGGGGGGGGGGGGGGGAGGGGGGGGGGUUAUUUAAAGUAAUUGAUUUCUGAAAUGAGAAGAACAGUUUGAUUAUAUGGUAAUUUUGUACAACUUGAAAUUAUGUUAACCUCUGGUGUAAAUAAUAGCACCAUUUAAAUUGUAACCAAUAAAUCUAAAUUAAUUGUCUGUUAACUUAUUAAUUCAUGAAUUAGGCUCACGUUUACAUGAGUUUUCAAAGCCACUGAUUAUCGACAUCCAGCUCCUUAUGUCCUGUGCUUGUGUAACAACAUAUUCUGUUGUUUCGAAGUAAAAGUGAUCAAAAAUGUUACUAAAUGUGGCUCAGCUUAGUCUGAACUGACUGAAUUAUUGAUACUGAUUACAUCAGACACCUGUGAGGUAUUAGUUACAUAGAAAGUAACCUUGGACUGUACACGUUUGCUGGUGUUUUUCCUCUCUGGAACUACUUUUUUUUUUUCUUGGGAUGAAGCGGGUAUAAUUAAUAACUUUAUUAUUUUAAUUACAGAUAUGUGAAUCUUUUAUAAAAGAGAAAUGUUUCCUUUAACUUCUUUGAAUGUGUUAUUGUGUGUCUCCUCCCUGAUAUUUUCUAUCAUGCAGCCCACACAUUUACAUUUUAUACUCAGACUAGAAUGCACUAUAGUAAAAAUUUAUAAUCA
Molecule: messenger RNA, 3167 nt
Organism: Seriola aureovittata
Lineage: Eukaryota; Metazoa; Chordata; Actinopteri; Carangiformes; Carangidae
Gene: slc35a3a
Product: solute carrier family 35 member A3a
Exons: 8
Coding region: 458-1444 (328 amino acids)
Biological process (GO): pyrimidine nucleotide-sugar transmembrane transport
Cellular component (GO): Golgi membrane
Molecular function (GO): UDP-galactose transmembrane transporter activity
Source: RefSeq, a predicted model, not a curated record